UUUAAUAAUUUCUCCAAUAACAACAAAUGGAAACGUCAUUUGUUUUGGACCACUUUUCGGACAUCAAUUAUGAUCGGAGACUAGAUACAUACAUGUUGAUAAAGAUCUCGAAAUGAAUAAAGAUGAUUAUCGCAUUAAGGCUAGCUUGAUUCUAAACAAGAUUCGAGCACAACAACGAGAGAUACGCGAUGUUCCUUGUGAUACCAAUCAUAGCAUAUCGCAAAAUAUGCGAGAGGAAGAAGCGAUAUUGUAUCUGAAAGAAAAGAGGAUUCUUGAUAUUGUCGAUUUUUUGAUGAGCGAUCUUUUGGUGCACCGACCCUACGAUCCUUUCGAAUAUCUGACCCAACUUCUAGAUAAAUGCAUCUUGUCUCGAGACGGUCUCGUUGAUCCUCCUUCCUCUUUUUUCCUUUACGGAUAUGAUAAGGCGAGCUAAAUAAACGGUCACAAAGAUAAAUUGAUCUAGCCAUGGUGUCAGAUUUAAUGAUGAACAAAGGAUGUGACGAGUGGAUGAGGAAAUUUUAAACAAAGUUAAGAAAACGAAAUUUUUGUGAUCCGUUGAUAAGACAAUUUUUUUUCGAUGCAUGAUUUCAUUAAUAACGAUGUAAGAGAUUAUAUGAAAUAUACACAUGCAAUGUAAAUUAAA
Molecule: messenger RNA, 643 nt
Organism: Cataglyphis hispanica
Lineage: Eukaryota; Metazoa; Arthropoda; Insecta; Hymenoptera; Formicidae
Exons: 3
Coding region: 113-433 (106 amino acids)
Source: RefSeq, a predicted model, not a curated record